Messenger RNA from Pyricularia grisea, 363 nucleotides. RefSeq lists its product as uncharacterized. Lineage: Eukaryota; Fungi; Ascomycota; Sordariomycetes; Magnaporthales; Pyriculariaceae. The record is from RefSeq and is a predicted model, not a curated record. The transcript is spliced from 3 exons. The coding region runs from base 1 to 363 and encodes 120 amino acids.
AUGGAAACAAGAUUAUUUGGCAAUGCAUCACGGGACGAGGCAGAUCGUCCCGGAUAUUACGGUAAAACACUCCUGCGGGGCGUUGCAAAUCGGAAGAAUGCAGCCCCCAGGAAGCAAAAGCUUAACAAGACAAACUACAAGUCAAGGUCCAAACCGACGCACCUCUCUCCAGGUGCGUCGUUGUACGACAUCAGCAAUCCCCUGCCCUUUGGCCGUCAAUUGCUCCCUAAACGCCUGGCACCACAUCAGCUCCAUGGCGGCUUCUCCAGUCGCCAUGUUGAUCUCUCGAUAGUGCUCUUCGACCACGGUCAGAGGCACGGCGAGCAGGUCGGGCUGGACGCUGCGUUCCAGCGCAAAAUCUAA